Molecule: messenger RNA, 2326 nt
Organism: Haplochromis burtoni (Burton's mouthbrooder)
Lineage: Eukaryota; Metazoa; Chordata; Actinopteri; Cichliformes; Cichlidae
Product: B-cell receptor CD22
Exons: 8
Coding region: 94-1545 (483 amino acids)
Source: RefSeq, a predicted model, not a curated record
CAGAGAAGUGUUUCACUCACUUUGCUUCUGCUGAAAUCACACGUUGACUUUUAUUUUGUCGUCUCUCUGCUGAAGCAGUCUGAUCAUUUGGUGAUGAGUUUUGUGACAGUCCAGUCUGUGAACAUCAUGACAGGCAUCAUGUUACUGAGUCUCCUCUUUAUUCCAAAGCCUUCGACUGCUUGUCCUGAGUAUUCAGACCUCUUCAUCACUGCACCAACAGAGAUGGAAGCUCUGAGUGGAUCAUGUUUACAAAUCCCAUGUAACUUUAGUGCUGCUGGACCAGUAAAGUUUGACAUCAGAAGAGCUGUCUUUGGAGUGUGGAUUAAAAAUCACUCCAAUGUUAAUAAAUUUCCAAACAAUGAGAUCUUCAACAGCAGUGGGACAGUUAACAUCUAUCCAAUGAAGAUUACAGGAAACCUGAAGGAGAAAAACUGCACCACUCUGUUUUCCAACUUAACCACAACUUAUACAAACACAUACUACUUCAGAAUUAUGAACUGGCCGUUCAGAGCAACAGCUGCUUGUGAUCCUCUUAAAAUAAAAAUUAAAGAUUCUCCUUGGAGGCCCAAUAUUACAAUCCCAGGUGAUCUGAAGGAGAAGGAGUCUGUCACUAUAACCUGCUCAGCUCUCACUCCCUGUCCACACUCCCCUCCUCAACUCACCUGGAAUCUCCAACAAGACUCUCACAAAAAAAUAGAGCAAAACACAGAUGGAAGCUUUACAACUAAAAUCCAGCAGAACAUCACUCUGUCAGACACACAUGAUGGAAAGAAGAUCAGCUGCUCUGCCAGAUAUCCUGUGAACCAAGGAAAAGACACCAAGACAGCAGAGACAGAAGAGACUCUCAGUGUUUCUUGUAAGACAAUUCCUUCAGGUUUGGUGUCAGCAGGCAGCUGGGUGAACCUGACCUGCUCCAGCAGAGCCAAACCUCCAGUCAGCAGCUUCACCUGGUUCAAGAAGAGCAGAGAUGGAGCUGUGAAAGUAUCUGAAGGAGAGAUUUACAGCUUCAGUGUAACAGAUGGAGGAGUUUAUUACUGCGUGGCCACUAAUGAUCUGGGCAAUCAGACAUCAGCAGAGAUUAACGUGACUGUUGCAGGACAUCAGAAUAAUGGUUCUUUACCACUGAGUCCACUUCUUGGAGGCAUCCUUGGGUUGGUCUUACUGAUCUGUUUAAUUAUCUUUGCUUUCAGAGCUCUCAGGUUGUUAAAGUACCAAACUCAGCAAGAGACUCAGAGUCAAAGAAGUGAAGAGCUGGUUGUUGAAGAGCCGACAAGUAAAACAGAAGGAGGGGAAGAAAACAUCCAUUAUGGAGAGAUCAACUUCUCUGAGCCUGGAUAUGAAGAAUCCUUUGUCUCAGUGCAGGACAGAGGACAGCAGCAGGAUACGGUGUACGCACAGGUGAAAGUCAACAAGCCAGAAAACAGCUUAACACAGAGAGCUCAUGGCCAAGAGGAACUCUACGCUGAGGUCCGAAUAAGUGAGAACAGCUGUGUUAAGACAUUACAUUACCAAAGUCCAUUAACAAAGAAACACAGAAAUCAAUGAAGUUAACCCAGCAAACCACUUCCUGCAUAUUUUGGGGGGGUUUCUGCUUUCCCUUUAAACUUCAUUUAGAUGCUUGCAUAUCUGUCUCACUAGUGGAAUAAAGUUUUUCUAAGAUUUCUGGAAACAUCACUGGAUCAGAAACAUCACCAACAUGAUGUUGAGAGUUCACCUGUGAAGUGAUAAUCUGACCAGCUCUCGUUAAAGUGGCCAGUCAGAUACUUCCAGAUCACCUCACUUCAUUACGAAUCUCCCUCUAAUCAAAUAUGAUUGUUUGACUACGCCCAACGUUUCAUGGAACAGAGAAAGUUUCUGGUGGAUUUUAAUCCAACACAUAUUGCUUCAAGCUCUGUUGUAAAGCUUACAAAACAAUAUUGCAAUUCAUACAGUGUCUCCCUAAUCUCUGGCUGCAACAUCUAAAAGGAAAGAAAACUCCACAUGAAAAUAGAACUUGAUUUACAAAAAACUCUUAAGAAUUAGAGAGUGGAAACUUCAAAUAUUUGCCGAUUUUGUUUUAGUCUGAUGUUCAGCCCUUAUUUAUGAGCAUAUACCACUGCCCAGACCACAAAGCACUGAACCCUACAAAUACUCCUCCGAGUGAUAUGAUCCAGACAGCACAUAAAGUGGCCUUUCUGGCCUUGAGCACACCACAAAUGUUAAAACAAGUCAAUAUUGACCCAGCAGUUCAGUUUCUGCUGCACAGUUACAGUGGGGCAAAAAAGUAUUUAGUCAGCCACCGAUUGUGCAAGUUCCCCCACUUAAAAUGAUGACAGAGGUCAGUAAU